Molecule: messenger RNA, 2064 nt
Organism: Exophiala spinifera
Lineage: Eukaryota; Fungi; Ascomycota; Eurotiomycetes; Chaetothyriales; Herpotrichiellaceae
Exons: 2
Coding region: 1-2064 (687 amino acids)
Biological process (GO): transmembrane transport
Cellular component (GO): membrane
Molecular function (GO): sulfate transmembrane transporter activity
Source: RefSeq, a predicted model, not a curated record
AUGAAGAUUUAUGAGAGGAUCAGAGACGACAUCAGGACGGAUGUCACCUGGAACCGAGUCUUCAAGCUUGGCAAGCAGGGAAUUCGUGCUGCUCCCGCGGCAGGGACAUUGUAUGUUCUCGAAAAGUUUCCCAUUAUCGGGUGGCUGCCCCGAUAUGACUAUCGAUGGGCGUUGAAUGAUGUGGUGGCCGGCUUAACGUUGGCUGUCAUGCUCAUCCCACAAGGGCUGGCGUAUGCGAAAAUCGCCACAAUCCCUGUCCAGUAUGGCUUGAUGUCGUGUUGGCUUCCAGCCGUGCUCUACAUGUUCAUGGGCACGUCAAAAGAUCUAUCGACUGGACCGACCUCAUUGAUCGGCCUUCUUACCUCAGACAUUGUCAAAGAUCUCGUGAAGGAGGGCUACACCGCGCAGCAAAUCUCGUCUGCAGUCGCUCUCAUGAUGGGCGUCUAUGGCAUGGCCUUGGGGUUUUUGAAACUCGGGUUCCUCCUAGACUUCAUCUCGUACCCUGUUCUCAAUGGAUUCAUCUCGGCGGCCGCCAUCACUAUUGGACUUGGCCAGGUGGCUAAUCUUUUGGGCGAAAAACACGUCGGCACCGGCACCGCGCACAUUAUCCAUGAUGUCUUCAGCCACUUGUCUACUUGCAAUCCGCGCGCGGUAGGUGUCGGCUUCGGCGGUAUCAUCCUUUUGCUAGCACUCCAAAAAGCCGGCGAGAAAUGGGGUAACAAGAACAGAAUCGUAUGGCUCCUAUCCAUCACCCGAGCGUUCAUCGCUCUUGUCCUGUUCACCGGCAUCAGCUAUGCUGUCAACGGGGACCGGGACUCGAAGAAUUUCCUGUUCGAUGUCAGCAAAGUCCCCUCAAUCAGUAUCACUUCUCCGAAACUGCAGAGCGGCACGCUUAUCGGCAAAGUCACAGGACGAAGCAUUGCGCCCUUCAUUGCCGCGGCGCUGGAGCAUCUCGCCAUCGCUCGCGCUUUCGGGAUGAAGAACAACUAUGUCAUUGACGCCAGCCAGGAAUUGUGCUACCUUGGCGUGACCAACUUCUUCAACAGUGCCUUCACCGUCAUGGGCGUAGGGGGAGCAAUGUCCAGAACCGCCGUCAACUCUCAAUGCAAGGUCAAAUCUCCACUGUCUGGACUUGUCACGACCGCGUUCAUCGUCCUGUCGAUCUACAAGUUCACAGGAGCACUGUACUGGGUCCCCAAGGCGACAUUGGCCGCUAUUAUCAUCAUGGCAGUAAUACCCCUCGUCGGCACGUGGAGGACAUACUAUCACUUCUGGAAGACGUCGCUAGCCGACUUCAUCGCAUCCAUGAUCGCGUUCUGGGUGUCCCUGUUCGUCAGCACCGAGAUCGGUAUAGCGUCGGCGGUCGGAUUCAAUGUUGCAUACGUCCUCCUGCGCCAGGUCUUUGUUCGCUUCAAUUCGAUCGGAUCAGACUCGCAGUCGGAACUUGCUUCUUCUCUGGAUGCCGCGCGAGGUAUGCCGGCGCGCAUCCCUUCCGACACUCGCGUAUUCCGAUUCAACGAGUCGUUGUUCUUCCCAAACGCGCUCAGGAACAAGACCAAGAUCCUCGACGACAUUCAGACCUACCAUGCUGCUGAGUACGGUCGGACGCAUGGCGAGGAAGCUGACCGCACAUGGUCUGUCGAGGGCGAGAAACGAAUCAAGCGUCUCAGAAAACGGGCCCGGACCGACGGAGAGACGUUGCCGCCUAUCAGGGUUGUCGUCUUGGACUUUACCAAGGUCAACUUUUGUGACGUGAGCGCCGUGACGUCGUUGAAGAACUUUUUUAUGGAAUUGAAAAAGUACGCGGGUGAGCAGGUCGAGGUGCGCUUCGUCGCCAUGUCGGAUAGCACCAGGCACAGAUUCGAACGGGCUGGUUGGAAAUUCUUGGAACGUGGCAAUAGCGUGCCGGCUGAGCCGUCGAGCACGACCGCGAUACGGGUCUUCAAUAGUAUCGCGGAGGCCGUCAUGGCGCCGAGGGUCUCUGUCAGCGACGAUUUUGUCGAGGUAAAGGUCAAAGGCGACGAGGAGGAAGGCGCCACCAUCACGCACCGGGAGAAGCAGUGA